Molecule: messenger RNA, 3870 nt
Organism: Cercocebus atys (sooty mangabey)
Lineage: Eukaryota; Metazoa; Chordata; Mammalia; Primates; Cercopithecidae
Gene: TBC1D2
Product: TBC1 domain family, member 2
Exons: 12
Coding region: 1372-3504 (710 amino acids)
Source: RefSeq, a predicted model, not a curated record
UCCAGCCUGGGUGACAGACCCAAACCGUCUCUAAAAAUAAUAAUAGCAAUAACAAAAUAAAAAUAAACAAAUGUAAUGCACCCAACUACGCCCCGGGAGUGGCACUAGGUUUCCGCAGCGCAGCGGCUGCGCCUGGGCGCCCCAAGCAACGCGACCAGCGCUGUCAGGAGGCGAAUGGGAGCCAGGACAGAGCUGGGGAGGCCACUGCGGUCAGGCGAGGGAUAAGAAGGCCGUCUGCGGCGUCAUUGACGGGGCUGAGGGAACACCGGGGAGAAGAGUGGCAGACAGCUCCGGAGCCGCACUGUCCGGGCGGCGCCGAAGUGGGGCCUCCCAGCGGUGUUCCUUUCAGCCAAUGGCCGCGAGAUGCGCCGUCCGACUGUGCCCCGCGCGGCACAGGGAGGGAACAAGCAGCCCAUGGGGUGCCAGAAAGCGCCAUCUUUCUAGGUGACUAUGCGAACUACCAGGGAAGAGUAGCCAGGGACAGGCUUCCCUGCCCGCGGUUAACCUCAGUGCCGCCACUACUUUAACCUGAAGCCAGGCAGCACUGCCGCCCUCAGUAAAGAUGGCUAACUGGCGCAGAGAAAAAGCCGGAAGCAACCAGGCCUUGCGGGGAGCCGACUGAGCGCCGCGGGGGCGUGGCCUGGCGGUGGAGGGGCGUGGCCAUCCGCUGUAAGCUGGGCUUGCGGUCUUUCAGUCGCACGCACCGCACCCAGUCCGGACCCUGUGGCGUCCUGGGGGCGGGUCCGCCGCCGGCCCCGCCCCCGCCCAGGUGUCUACCUUUGGGAAGCUGCCCGCCGAGUCUCCGAGAUUUGUCCCUGGUGGUCCCGCGGACUCCUCGUUCCUCCGCGGUCUCCAGCUGGCAGCGAUGGAGGGCGCCGGGGAGAACGCCCCGGAGUCCAGCUCCUCUGUCCCUGGGUCCGACGAGUCUUCCAGGGACCCACAGGCGCUGCCUCUGGAGGAAGAAUCGGGGGACUGCGCCCGGUCCCUGGAGGCCAAGAAACUCUGUGGGUAUUUAAGUAAGUUCGGCGGCAAAGGGCCCAUCCGGGGCUGGAAAUCCCGCUGGUUCUUCUACGACGAAAGGAAAUGUCAACUGUAUUAUUCGCGGACCGCACAGGAUGCUAAUCCCUUGGACAGCAUCGACCUCUCCAGUGCAGUGUUUGACUGUAAGGCGGACGGUGAGGAGGGGAUCUUCGAAAUCAAGACUCCCAGCCGGGUUAUGACCCUGAAGGGCAAGAAGAAGCAGAGCUGGAGGAGUUCCUGUGCCCUGUGAAAACACCCCCUGGGCUAGUGGGUGUGGCAGCUGCCUUGCAGCCCUUCCCUGCCCUUCAGAAUAUUUCCCUCAAGCACCUGGGAACUGAAAUACAAAACACAAUGCACAACAUCCGUGGCAACAAGCAGGCCCAGGCAACAGGCCAUGAACCUCCAGGGGAAGAUUCUCCACAGAGUGGGGAGCCUCAGAGGGAGGAGCAGCCCUUGGCCUCUGACCCCACCACCCCAGGGAGAGAGCCAGAGGAUUCUCCAAAGCCAGGACCCAAGUCUUCUCUGACGAUCAGUUUUGUUCAGAAAGCCAAGCGCCAGAACAACACCUUCCCAUUCUUUUCUGAAGGAAUCACAUGGAACCGAACUGCCCAGGAGAAAGUGGCAGCCUUGGAGCAACAGGUUCUGAUGCUCACUAAGGAGCUGAAGUCUCAGAAGGAGCUGGUGAAGAUCCUGCACAAGGCACUGGAGGCCGCCCAGCAGGAGAAGAGGGCGUCCAGCGCAUACCUGGCGGCGGCUGAGGACAAGGACCGGCUGGAGCUGGUGCGGCACAAAGUGCGGCAGAUCGCGGAGCUGGGCCGGCGGGUGGAGGCUCUGGAGCAGGAGCGGGAGAGCCUGGCGCACACAGCGAGCCUGCGGGAGCAGGAGGUGCAGGAGCUACAGCAGCACGUGCAGCUGCUUAUGGACAAGAACUACGCCAAGCAGCAGGUCAUCUGCAAGCUCUCUGAGAAGGUCACCCAGGACUUCACGCACCCCCCUGACCAGUCUCCUUUGCCCCCCGACGCUGCCGACAGGGACUUUCUGAGCCAGCAGGAGAAGAUCGAGCACCUGAAGGAUGACAUGGAAGCUUACCGGACCCAGAACCGCUUCCUCAACUCCGAGAUCCACCAGGUCACGAAGAUCUGGAGAAAGGUGGCUGAGAAGGAGAAGGCCCUCUUGACGAAGUGCGCCUACCUCCAAGCCAGAAACUGCCAAGUGGAAAGCAAGUACCUGGCUGGACUAAGAAGGCUGCAGGAGGCCCUGGGGGAUGAAACCAGCGAGUGCUCAGAGCUGCUGAGGCAGCUUGUCCAGGAGGCGCUGCAGUGGGAAGCCGGGGAGGCCUCAUCUGACAGCAUCGAGCUGAGCCCCAUCAGUAAGUAUGAUGAGUACGGCUUCCUGACGGUGCCCGACUAUGAGGUCGAAGACCUGAAGCUGCUGGCCAAGAUCCAGGCACUGGAGGUGCGCUCCCACCACCUGCUGGGCCUCGAGGCUGUGGAUCGGCCGCUGCGGGAGCGCUGGGCUGCCCUGGGCGAGCUUGUGCCCUCAGCUGAGCUCAAGCAGCUACUGCGGGCAGGAGUGCCCCGUGAACACCGGCCUCGUGUCUGGAGGUGGCUGGUCCACCUUCGUGUCCAGCACCUGCACACUCCAGGCUGCUACCAGGAACUGCUGAGCCGGGGCCGGGCCCGUGAGCACCCUGCUGCCCGCCAGAUUGAGCUGGACCUGAACCGGACCUUCCCCAACAACAAGCACUUCACCUGCCCCACCUCCAGCUUCCCUGACAAGCUCCGUCGGGUGCUUCUGGCCUUCUCCUGGCAGAACCCCACCAUCGGCUACUGCCAAGGCCUGAACAGGCUGGCGGCCAUCGCUCUGCUGGUCCUAGAGGAAGAGGAGAGCGCCUUCUGGUGCCUGGUGGCCAUUGUGGAGACCAUCAUGCCCACUGAUUACUACUCCAACACACUGACGGCAUCCCAGGUGGACCAGCGGGUGCUCCAGGACCUCCUCUCGGAGAAGCUGCCCAGGCUGAUGGCCCACCUGGGGCAGCACCACGUGGAUCUCUCCCUCAUCACCUUCAACUGGUUCCUCGUGGUCUUUGCAGACAGUCUCAUUAGCAACAUCCUCCUUCGGGUCUGGGAUGCCUUCCUGUACGAGGGGACCAAGGUGGUGUUUCGCUAUGCCUUGGCCGUUUUCAAGUACAAUGAGAAGGAGAUCUUGAGGCUACACAAUGGCCUGGAAAUCUACCAGUACCUGCGCUUCUUCACCAAGACCAUCUCCAACAGCCGGAAGCUGAUGAACAUCGCCUUCAACGACAUGAACCCCUUCCGCAUGAAACAGCUGCAGCAGCUGCGCAUGGUCCACCGGGAGCGGCUGGAGGCUGAGCUGCGGGAGCUGGAGCAGCUUAAGGCCGAGUACAUGGAGAGGCGGACAUCCCAGCGCAGAGCCAUGUCCGAGGGCUGCGCCAGCGAGGAUGAGGUGGAGGGGGAGGCCUGACUUGGCCACCUCCCCUCCCCAAAGCCUUCCUCACCCGUGGAGGUUGGGCACGGACCAGUGGCCCAGCCCUGGGUGUCCCAUCACCAUGUGAUCCUGGACACGUCCCUUCCCCUCUCUGGCCCUCAGUUUCCCCACCGGGACAUUGUGUGCUGCAAAGCCAUUGGUUGGGCUACUUCUUCAUAGGCAUGCACUUACCCAGGGGUGCCACCCUUUUGUCACCUCUUCCACAAGCACUUUGGCAUGUAAACAAGCAAGAGCACUGCCUCUAUAGGGUAACCUGGAACAUUCUCUAGGUGAUAUCAAUAUGAAACAAUGUAAAUGGUGGAAAUCAUUCAUAAGCUUUGGGACUUAAACAGUUCUCAGUUA